AUGGGGAUGGCUCGGAUCUCCUGCACACUGUCGGUUCGUUUCCCACGAAAUACAUCUCCGAAAUCUUUACGAGAUGACUGGGGGACGUACUCGAAUACGAAACAAAUCAUUGAAGAAUUGGGCAUCGAGGAUUACAGCUUUUCCGACCUUUUGGUUUUUCGUGAAGUUUGUUUGGUCGUCUCGCGACGAAGUGCAAAUCUAGUUGCAGCAGCGAUCGCUUGCGUGUUGAAUCGAAUACGUCGACCAAAAAUGGUAGUUGCCAUCGAUGGCAGUACUUACAAAUACCACCCAUUUUUCGAACAUUGGAUCGCCGAAAAAGUAAAAGAGUUGCUGGACCCUACAUUGAAG
Messenger RNA from Ostertagia ostertagi, 348 nucleotides. The record is from the annotation of a GenBank genome assembly. Lineage: Eukaryota; Metazoa; Nematoda; Chromadorea; Rhabditida; Trichostrongylidae.